Suillus clintonianus is the source of this 1044-nucleotide messenger RNA. RefSeq lists its product as uncharacterized. Lineage: Eukaryota; Fungi; Basidiomycota; Agaricomycetes; Boletales; Suillaceae. The record is from RefSeq and is a predicted model, not a curated record. The coding region runs from base 288 to 782 and encodes 164 amino acids. The transcript has a single exon.
CUCAGCUUAGUGAACUGCAGGCUGCGGCAUGUACAGCCGCAGAAAUGUUGAAUUGAUUGUCUCCUCCACUUUGGUGACAGACCGCGACCUGUUUAUACAUCGUUUGGACCUAUGUAGUGCUGGUGUCGUAGCCCGGUGUUGAUGGACGUAACUUGAAGCGUUCGAAAUCGAAGUUCCGGGAGUUGGCCCGGUGUUAGGUGACGUAUCAUUUUACAUACAUAAGGCCGGCCCAUCAGAAAUGUGCCUCGUGGGCUAGCUCCCGCGAAGGCAGGCAACGGAGAGCCUCAAUGGGUAUACAUCUUCUCGUCGCUCUCAUUUCACAUCUUCAUUUUGUUGUACCCUCGCUCCGAUCCCUACCACCUCUCACCGAGCUCCACGUCCACUGGCAGGGCAGUCGCACCACAUCUCUAACGGUCAUUUGGAAUAUCAGUUCUGAAGCGAGAUUGAGGGAUGCUGAUGAACGGGAGCGGAAGGAUGUUAGGUGGAGACUAGGCGGAGGGGUGAUUCUGAUAUUGAUUAUGGUGAUGAUGACGAAGAUGAAGAUGGAGAUGGAGGUGGAAGUGGUGUUCUGGCAAUCGAUGGUGGAUCUGGACCCGGAUCUUGAGCCCAGUUUGAAGGCUAUGAAAGGCUUCGUUCAGAGUAUGAGUGCGGAGGGAUCGCGGUAUCGCACGAUGGACGACACCGAGGACGAGCAACGGAUGAGAAUCGAGGACGAGGAAGAAGACGAUGGAAGCGACUUCCAUGGCGCCUAUAGCGACACGAACGAUGAAGAAAACAAAUAAGAAAAGCAGUGCUUGAAGUGGAGGAAGAGAUGGUUAUCGCAGAACUGGAGGGUGGAAAAUCUCGUGAAGCUUUACCCUCAGGUGAUUUUGAUGAAGGGGAAAAUUCGUCGGACAAUGAGCUCAGUCCAGGAGGUAGGUUCACGGCUAAACUCCGUCGACUCCGCGAGAAAUCGCGCUCGAUGAAGCCAGCGACAGCUGCCUCUGGGGGUGAUUCAGCCUGAGAGGAGCAUGAGCAGGAGGAUGCUGCUUUCUCGCGUUGGAA